Molecule: messenger RNA, 927 nt
Organism: Adineta steineri
Lineage: Eukaryota; Metazoa; Rotifera; Eurotatoria; Adinetida; Adinetidae
Source: the annotation of a GenBank genome assembly
AUGAUAACUAAUAGUAAUGAAUAUUGUUCGUAUUGUCAACAAUCAUCUUAUGCAUCUGUUCGUUCAACAUGGGCAAGAGCUGUUCUAAAUAAGAUUGAAAAUGAUCGAUGUUUAAAAAAUAUCGAUCGAAAUAAAUGGUAUCGUUUAUCACGUAGUGAUCUUCUACAUAAUGAAUAUCGAGAACGUUUUUAUGAAUUUAAUGAAGAUGAAGAUACAACACAAUUUCUUAAACAAAGCGAAGAAAAAUCGGAUAAUAUUCCUAUACAAAUUUUUAAUAGUCUACUUACUACAUUACUUACACUAUUUAUUACACGAACAUCAGCUAAUGGUUUACUCAGUCGUGGACGUAUGUUUGUAUAUUCGACAACUCAAUUUAAAACUUUAUUAGACAUAGAUUCUCAUGAAGAAUCUCAAUUUACGAGUCUUCUCGAUAUUGGUGCUGGUGAUGGGUCGGUAACUGAACGAAUGUCAAGUGUAUUUAAAAAAGUUUAUGUUACGGAAUUAUCUCCAAUAAUGCAAUGGCGUUUAUCAACUUCUGGUUAUACAGUACUUGAUACAGAUCAUUGGGGAGAUUCAACAUUUGAUAUUAUAACUUGUUUAAAUGUUUUGGAUCGUUGUGAAAAUCCUUUAUCAUUACUAAAACAAAUUCGUAAUCAUUUAACACCUAGAACAGGUCGUUUAAUUGUAAGUCUUGUUCUUCCAUUUAAACCAUAUUUUGAAUAUAAUAAUAAUCAUCGUCCAAAUGAAUCUAUACAAAUUGAAGGUGAUUUACCUGAAGAACAAAUCAAUAGUUUAUUAUUAAAUAUUUUUCAACCAUUAGGUUUUUAUUUAAAAAAAUUAACACGUUUACCAUAUUUAUGUGAAGGUGAUAUUGAAAGAAGUUAUUAUUUUCUUUCUGAUUAUAUAUUUGUAUUAGAAAUGUUAUAA